AUGAGUGGAAGUCAAGAUCAAUCAGUCAAAGAAUUUUGUCAUGAGCUUCACUCUAUAUUGGACUCUCGUCCAUCGAUAUCGAAAGCGAAGAUGAUGUCAAUUACUAAAGCUGCGCUGAAAGCAAUGAAAUAUUAUAAACACAUUGUAAUGAACGUGGAGAAAUUCAUCACAAAAUGUAAACCAGAGUAUAAAAUUCCGGGUUUAUAUGUGAUCGAUUCCAUCAUCCGACAAAGUCGACAUCAAUACGGAGUAGACAAAGAUGUUUACGGACCGCGAUUCGCCAAAAAUAUUCUUUCGACACUGCAUCAAGUGAACAAAUGCUCCAGCGAUGAACGACCUAAAAUCACUCGUGUGUUAAACCUAUGGGAAAAGAAUGCCAUAUUUCCAACUGAUCUAAUUAAACAACUCUUUGAAGUUCAACAAUUUAAUGGAAACAUCGAGGAUUUAUCAGCGACAGCUGUACUACCAGAUGAUAAACAAAGUGGUGAAAUAUCUUCGAGCGAAAAAGGAUUAGAUCGUUUUCGAGAAUUACAGGAAACUUUGUUACGCGCAUCGGCGAAAGGAGAUCCAGAUACAACUUCAAUUUUAACAGAAAUUCAACAAAUUACUAAUCAACUAUUAGAAUCUCAGAAAAAAUCCACGACAAUCAAUAAUUCAGGUGAUGAACCAUCGUCAACUACAACAUCGAGUUCAAAUCUACUCGAACCAAUGCAAUCCAGUGUUGCAAAUGUUCUCGAUGAUUUCGAUUAUGGUUCUGAUAAUGACGAAGACGAACCUCGGCGACCAUCGACUACUAAUAUUCCAUCAACAGUGCCCGUGCCAACUCUCCCUCCACCCAUGCAAUACUUUCAGCCCCAAUCGGGAAUUUUAAUCAAUCCUAAUCAUGCAAAUACAGUAGCGUUUUCGAUGCCGAAUGCGAACAAUAUUCCAAUCCCGAUGGCGUUUGAUCCAACACAGCCUCCACCCAUUUUCUAUCAACAGCCAUUACCAUCUUCAAUGUCUACUCAACAGCAACAACUGCCACCACCGUCACAAAUCAAUUACGAUCGUACGCGUUCAACAAUACAUCAGGCGACCGAUGUUGAUCUACGUCCGGAAGAUAUGGAUGCAGAUAAACCUGAUCAGCAUCGUCAUACUCAUAUGUCUUUAUCGCCGUCACAUCGUCAGUACAAUCGUCGUCGUUCACGCUCGCGAUCACAGGAACGAGAUUCGAAACGAACGCGUUCAUCAUCGAAUUCAAUGGAUCGUCGUGACUCGGCAACUACACGUUUACAAGAAGCAGAAAAACGCGAACGUCAACGCAAAGGUCUUCCACCACUUAAAGAAGGUUUUCUUGUUGUGAGCUCACGAACACUAUGGCUUGGUCAUUUACCGAAAAUUAUCAGUGAAAUUGACCUUCGCGAAACUUUAGAACCUCACGGAAAAAUCGAAGAUAUAAACAAUAUUCCUCCACGCGGUUGUGCAUUUAUUUGCUUCAAAGAACGAUCAGAUGCAGCUCGGUGCUUAGAAAAGAAACGUGAUUUUCGCUUCCAUGGAAAUCCAAUCAAGAUUGCAUGGGGCAUGAGCAAAGGUGUCAAAGACCGUUUCAAACACUAUUGGGAUUCCGAACAUGGAUGCACUUAUAUACCAUAUACAGAACUAAGAGAUAUCUCUAAUUUACAAACGAUAUCCGAAGGUGGAACAAUUGAUGAAGCAUCGAUGCCACCUGCCUUGAAAUCAGCAUCCUCAUCAUCACAAAUUCAGCAACCACCUUCUUCGAUGGCUCAGCCGCCAGCAUUUUUCCAGCCACAGCAAUCGUUUCCUCAGCAUGAAUUUCAAACGAUGCCACCCACUCAACCAACGGUUCACAUAGAUGGAGCCAAUCAUAUGCCAUCAGGUCCAACUAUUCUAAUGGCACCAGGUCGUGAACCAUCCGUACAUGUCGGCGUACCCGUUCAAAUGAUGCCACCCGGUGCGCAGAUUAUACAAGUACAACAACAUCCUCAUGGACAACCUGUUCAAGUUGUUCAGCAUAUUACCGGUCAAAUGUAUCCUAAUAGUCAGAUUGUUCAUCAGAUGCCUUAUGGUCAUGUUAUCGAAGGCGCUCCUCCUAGACAUGCAAUACAAUUGCAACCUCAUCCUGCUGACUUGAAUGGACUCAAUCCACAAGUAACAUUCGCUCCAAGUGGUGGUGGGAUACGCCUAUUAACCCAUCCAAGUUCAGUACCAACUCAUCAUCAUUUAGUUGGACAUACCGCAGUAGGAGCAGGAGUUCCGUUAACUACCACCAUCGCUCAUACUCUCGAGGGACAUUCCCUCAUGGAAUUCCCGAAUAAUCGACGAGCGUCACCGCCACAGGCGAUCUUACGACAUUUCACUGAGCAUCCACCUCCUCUAAUGCCAACACCAGACGAAACGUUAGUUCUUCUUUCACAAUCACAUCCUGCUCCACAUCAACAACAAUUCGCAGGUGGUAUAAUACAAGCGUCCACGUCUUCAUCUUUGCCGACAGCAAACGAGAACAAUGAACAUCAAAAUCCAUCGACUUUUUCCAGACCAUUGAAUCAUUUUCAGCAACGUGACGGUUCCAGACAACCCAAUGACAAUAAUACGAGUUUUCCCGGUCAUCGUGGUGGUGGUGGUCAUCCUAAUUUCGAUGGUCGAAUGGAUGCUCGAAAUGCACCGAGAGACUCCAUCCGAGGACGCGGCAAUUAUAUAGGAGGACGAGGUUUCAAUAGUAACAAUAAUCGAUCGGAUCAGAAUACUAAUAAUCGUGGAACAUUUCAUCGAGGAGGUCAUGGUGGAGGUGGCAAUAGUUCGCAAGGUUUUCGAGGACAAAUGAGAUUUCCUGGUCGUGAUAAUCAUCGAGUUAAUAAUGAACACAAAUACUCAUCCCCAGAUCGAAGUCCUAACCAUCACCCUCAUUCAUUGUCUCGUCAUGAGGAUAAAUAUUCAGAUAGAUACUCGUCCAAAUCAAGUGGAUUUUCAGCUCCACCUACCGAUGGCUAUUCUCAUCGUUCAAUACCAGUCGAAGCAUUGCGUCGAAAAGAUCCGUCAACUUCGGAUGUACUACCGUACAAUGACUCACAUCACAAUUCAACAAAAUCUUCAUUAAUCAUCGACGUAACGUCAACUAAUCGAAGUGGACAUCCCGAAUCUUAA
Messenger RNA from Adineta ricciae, 3141 nucleotides. The record is from the annotation of a GenBank genome assembly. Lineage: Eukaryota; Metazoa; Rotifera; Eurotatoria; Adinetida; Adinetidae.